AUGUCUCUCUGGAGCUCCUACCGCGGCCUCACCCCAAAAACCCGGGCCCUGUUCGGCAUCGGCGUCAUGGCCUGGGCAGGCAUUGGACUUUGGACCUCGCCCCAGGUUGAAAAUGCAUUGGGCAUGCAGCCCUCCAAAGAGGAGCAAGAAGCGUUGGAUCGGAAGCUGGCGGUGCGGGUGUCGCGCAUUGGAGAGGAAGACACCCAGGCGAAAUGA
Molecule: messenger RNA, 216 nt
Organism: Penicillium brevicompactum
Lineage: Eukaryota; Fungi; Ascomycota; Eurotiomycetes; Eurotiales; Aspergillaceae
Exons: 2
Coding region: 1-216 (71 amino acids)
Source: RefSeq, a predicted model, not a curated record